AUGAAUUACUCUCGAUUCAUCACCUCUGUGAGUGCAGCAAGAAAAGCAUCUCCGAUAAGACUUCUGACUGAAUUGAUGCAGAAGUCUCCUCCAUCUCUCAUCUCUCUGGCUGGAGGGGCACCAAACCCUAACGUUUUUCCAUUUAAGAGGGCUACUGUUGCCAUUGGACAUGGAACUGCUGUUGAGAUUGGGGAAGAUCUGAUGAAGAGAGCUCUCCAGUACUCAGCUUCAGCAGGGAUUCCAGAGCUGUUGUCUUGGCUAAAGGAUUUCCAGCGGAAUCUACAUAAUCCCCCCACAGCCAACUACAGUCCUGAACAAGGACAAAUGGAAGUGUGUGUUACAACUGGCAGCCAGGAAGGCUUGUGUAAAGUGUUUGAAAUGCUCAUUAAUCCUGGGGACAAUAUCCUUUUGGAUGCACCCACAUACUCUGGGACACUAGCAGCUCUGAGACCUUUGGGUUGUAACAUAAUUAAUGUUCCUAGUGACCAACAUGGCAUUAUUCCAAAAGCUCUAAGAGAAAUUCUGUCUACUUGGAGCUCAGAAGAUGUAAAAAAUCGUAGCCACCACCUCCCCAAAUUCCUGUACACUAUUCCGAAUGGCUGCAACCCAACUGGAAACUCUCUGACCACAGAGCGCAAGAAGGAGAUUUACCAGCUUGCAAGAAAAUAUGAUUUCCUUAUAAUAGAAGAUGAUCCUUACUACUUUCUUCAGUUUGAAAAGCCAUGGGCUCCAACUUUCCUCUCAAUGGAUGUGGAUGGCCGAGUUAUCAGGACUGACUCUUUCUCUAAAAUUCUCUCAUCUGGGUUAAGAAUAGGUUUUCUGACAGGUCCCAAGCCUCUUAUCGACAGAGUUAUUCUACACAUUCAGGUUUCAACAAUGCACACCAGCACUUUCACACAGAUUAUGAUAUCACAGCUGCUUCAGCAAUGGGGAGAAAAGGGUUUCUUGGAGCAUAUAGACAGAGUGGUGGAGUUCUACAGGACUCAGCGGGAUGCAAUGCUCAUUGCUGCUGACAAGUGGUUAAAAGACUUGGCAGAAUGGUAUCCUCCUGCUGCUGGCAUGUUCUUAUGGAUGAAAAUUAAGGGUGUCCCUGAUACACAGCAGCUGAUCAUGGAAAAAGCUUUGCAGAAAGAAGUGUUACUGGUUCCUGGAGGAGCAUUCAAUAUCAAUAGUUCAGAGCCUAGUUCUUACGUCAGAGCCUCCUUCUCUCUGUCUUCUCCAGCCCAGAUGGAUCUGGCCUUCAAGAGACUGGCUGACCUUAUAAGAGAAGCUUUGUGA
Molecule: messenger RNA, 1278 nt
Organism: Pelecanus crispus (Dalmatian pelican)
Lineage: Eukaryota; Metazoa; Chordata; Aves; Pelecaniformes; Pelecanidae
Gene: AADAT
Product: aminoadipate aminotransferase
Biological process (GO): biosynthetic process
Molecular function (GO): L-kynurenine:2-oxoglutarate transaminase activity; pyridoxal phosphate binding
Source: RefSeq, a predicted model, not a curated record